AUGGAUAGAAAACCUAGCUAUAACCCUUACAAACUAAGUAGAUCUCAAAGUUUUAACGUGGGAAAAAAUAAACUUAGUAAAUCUGGACCAUUGAAUCCUAAAUUUAACAAGUAUGGAGUGAUGAAAGUGAGUGCAGAUGCUCGUACCAAAACUAAUACCGCUUCAAAUAAACAAGCUAAAUGUGUAUGUAUGAAGAAAUGCAAACUUAAAAAAUCACAUAAAAUCAUAUUAGUGGUAGGAGUAAUAGUGGCUAUUAUUUUAGCAGCAAUUUUAUCGGUGUGGAUAAAUUUCACAUAUAUAAAAGAUGAUCUAGAUGAUAUCUAUAUAGAACCUUAUCCUAAGGAUAUGAAAUAUCCAAAUUAUAAAUAUAAAGAGAUAAAAAAAGAAUAA
This is a messenger RNA of Theileria annulata, 390 nucleotides long. RefSeq lists its product as uncharacterized. Lineage: Eukaryota; Apicomplexa; Aconoidasida; Piroplasmida; Theileriidae. The record is from RefSeq and is a predicted model, not a curated record. The transcript has a single exon. Bases 1 to 390 code for a protein of 129 amino acids.